AUGAUGAGGAUAUGGGAUGCUCUCUUCGCACAGCGGAGUCAAAACUGGGCUCGUAGACUCCUCUCCAACGAUCCAGAGGCAAACAACGACGUUGAGCUUGAAAAGCUUUUCGAAAUGUCGAGCAAAGUAGACUCGGAGUUAUCACUGGACAGCCCCAAUUUGGUCAGCAGCGAACCCCUAAUUCCGGCCGUAAACUAUACAUACCAGGAAUACAGACCACUCCUUCUACACUUGGAUCUUGAGGACAAAACUGUCACUAAGCAGCUCCACUACGAGACGUUUGCCAGGUGGGACGCCAUGGCGGGACUGAUGGCGGAUCUCGAGAAAGACGGCAUGAUCAUCAGCAAACCGUGGGACAUGGCAGAAGAGAUGGAAGUGCGCAGCGGCGAUUGGGACGCACGUGUACGUCAGGGGUGGGCGAUUCAACUCAGCUGCCAGUAUGUGUAUGGAUCUUCGCAGGAGACAGACAGCGACAACGGCAGCGACCGUGAUAACGGCGACUAUGAAAGUGUCAAGGUGACAUAUCAGACAUGUAAAGAUGCCAACGAAGAGGCAGAGGACUGGUGCCUCCCUAGAUGGAGAAGCAGAGUUGAACGAUACGGGCCGAUAAGGGGACAGACGCAAGAACCAUCGUGGAGAGUGCUCACUCUAGGUUGCGCAUCAAUGUUGUUUUUCGUUGUUACUGUAAUUGUAUAUACCGCUUGA
Molecule: messenger RNA, 705 nt
Organism: Ascochyta rabiei
Lineage: Eukaryota; Fungi; Ascomycota; Dothideomycetes; Pleosporales; Didymellaceae
Exons: 1
Coding region: 1-705 (234 amino acids)
Source: RefSeq, a predicted model, not a curated record